Messenger RNA from Arabis nemorensis, 525 nucleotides. NCBI's taxonomy places the organism in Eukaryota, Viridiplantae, Streptophyta, Magnoliopsida, Brassicales, Brassicaceae. The record is from the annotation of a GenBank genome assembly.
AUGAUGAUGCAAUUGAGUGAAAAUGAUGCAAGAUACAACUUCAUGUGGAGGUCAGAUCCCUUUCACGCGUUUUACCGGCAGAAGCUUACCGAAUACCGUUCUCGAAAUCAACAAAAUGGAGCUAAUCAUGAUUAUGAUGCUGCUACUACUGCUUACCAGCAAAAGCUUAUCGAAUACUGUUUGCGAUUUCAACAAGACGGAGCUAAUCAUGAUUAUCAUGCCGCUGCUACUGCUUACCUGCAGAAGGCUACCGAAUACAGUUCUCGGAAUCAACAAGACAGAGCUAAUCAGGAUGAUGAUGAUGCUCGACGCAUUGUUCUGCCACAUUUUCUAGAGGUUAGACUUCCUAAAGGGAUGAAUGUCAAGGAGUUUAGAACUAUGAAGCUCACAGCGCAGUUUGGGGCAUGGUAUGGGAACGAUUUCUGGCUGGGGUUCAAAAACAGAGCCGGGUUCGAGUUUACGAAUCCAACUGAUAGCAGUUUGUUCUCGAGUAUUCCGAAGUAUGAAAGCCCCCAUAAGAUUUGA